Electrophorus electricus (electric eel) is the source of this 2671-nucleotide messenger RNA. Lineage: Eukaryota; Metazoa; Chordata; Actinopteri; Gymnotiformes; Gymnotidae. The record is from RefSeq and is a predicted model, not a curated record.
AUACUAACUUGUGCUCGUCAGACAUCGGGACAUGGAAAGGAAAUAUAAGCGAAAAUCUGUAAACACUGUCUUCAGCUGCAUGCUAGCAUUCCUCCUUCACAAACUCUGCCUAUCUGAAAAAAUCUGUUCAGUUCCCUCAGAGCCGGUGACAAUUAAAGAGAACAACACAAUUGACACUGUUGUUGUCCGCAUUGACACAAAAACAAAGGAUGUCACACUGACUCUCACUGAGAACCCCGAGGGAGCCUUUGGCCUGAGGGGCUUCGAUCUGAUCCUGAAGAAACGGUUGGACUUUGAAACAAUGUUGAAUCCUGAGGAGCUCACAGUUCAUAUCCGCUGCAAUAAGACAGGCUUUAGAAGUAUCGCUUUGACCGUGCGUGUUCACAUUGAGAAUAUCAACGAUAACCCUCCUUCAUUUUCCCAGAGUGAAUACAGCCUAGAUGUGAAUGAGCUCACACCUGUUAAUACCAGUGUUGGCCUCAUUGAAGCAAAAGAUGCUGAUUCAGGGGUAUUAUAUUACACGAUGGAGCCAAGCGUGAACGCACAUUUCAGACUGGAGAGUAUGCACAAACCCAGCAUCCUCGUCAACAAAUUUCUGGAUUAUGACGUCAUCCAGCAUUUUUCAUUUACCUUGUUUGUGCAGGACACUCCGCCACCUUCCCUACCAGGCCAGCUCUCCUACACAGCCACGGCAACUAUAACAGUCCAUAUAAAAGACAUUGACAACCGUCCACCAUGGUUCCAACCAUGUAUGAGGACAACCCUUGGUACUGCAAAAAUCUGCCUGAGUGUUGGGUAUAAAGGCAAGGUUAACCUAACAGAAAGACAGGAUGGACCAUUACAGUUGCAGCCAGGUCCGGUCUACGCCAGAGAUGGAGACAAAAGCAGAAAUGAAGAGAUAAGUUACAAAAUUGUUCGAGGAAAUGAAGACAGUAUAUUUCAAAUAGACGAAAACACUGGAAACAUAACCAUGUUAAAACCUGCAGACAUUCCAGGGCCAAUAUUCCUCACGAUUGUGGCUUCACAGGUGGCCAACAGAGACCAGUUCGCCUCCACCUCAGUCAACAUAGAGGUGGUGAAAAAGAGCAGGAACCCGCCGAAGUUUGAGAGGGAGCGUUACGAUGCGUUUGUCUACAGCAACAACGGCCCAGAGAACAUGGUGCUUAGGGACAAGACUUCAAACAGGCCUUUCAGGGUCAGAGCCAGGGACGACGACUUUGCAAAUGGAAUAAAUCCUGACAUAAGGUAUGAAGUGCAAUACAGCAGCUACGUCAACAUAACCAUGGAUGGGUUUGUGCUCCUGAAAAAGGCUGUUCGGACCGACUCCUUUGCUUUGCAGCUCCGGGCUGUUGACGUGUCCACUGGGGAGUCAGGGACAGCGACCCUGUCCGUGCUUGUCUUGCCGCCCGUGGGAGUCCAGUCGCCGUCCGAGGGAUAUCGGGCCGGCGACAUGGCACUUCUUGGCUUUGUGAUGGCCGCCUUACUGGUGCUCUGCCUCAUCGUGAUUGGCUACCUCAUCUCCCGCCUGAAGAAAGCGAAUCCCGAUACGCUCAAGUUAUCUGAGUGUUUAGGACCGUGCCUGCCACUGACUGAGGUCAACAGGCCAAGGCCAAGAGACGGCAUGCAAUUCACCAAUGAUGGCUUCAUGAACGAGGGCAGCAACGGCGGAAGGCCAAGGGCCAGGAGGGCAGAGAAGAGAGACAGGAAGCUGGAAGCAGUGGGGAGGGUGAGAGUGACACCCCGUGACAGACCACGCCAUUGCAGCUCCUGCGGCAUGCGAACACAUUCCAACCACUCACACCAUGGCAGCCCGUCUGGCCGCAACAAGGCUCGCGGCACCAAGGACCAAGUCAAAUCCAUCCUGGCUAAAGGGAGGAGGCAGGACAGGCCCAAGACUGUGUGGUUCAAGGAGAGUGAGGAUUCAUCGGACAUCGAGGUAGAAAUCAUUCCCGACGACAUAGGGCUGAGGCACGACGAGGAGCUGGAAGAAGGGGAGGAGGAUUCGUCGUCUGCGGUUCAAAAGGCCAAUGAGGCGGAAUCAGGAGACCGGACUGUGAUGGAUAUCCAGGACUUGGACAGCCAGGAAGGAACUGCUUCUGAUCACAGAGAGCCCCUGUGCCCAGGCAAAAUGGCCCAGUGAGAGGCACAGAGAUCAGAAUCAGCGAAGCACAGCAACCUCGGCCUGAAGAGACUCAGUUCAGUUUUUCACAAGCUGACAAACAUAUCCGCCCACAUCUGAAGCUGUGAUGUGGUUCAAAGAAACACAUUCCUACAAACCCAAUUUACUGUUACAUUUGUAUGGUAUGACAAAAAGGAUUCACUUGUGAUUAAAUGCUGAAAAAUAACUAAACAGAUAUGGACCUAAGGGUUCACUGUUGUAAAUGUUUUUUUGUUUUUUUUAAAUGCUACACUAACAUGAAGAAAAGGUUUGGAGCUAUAACUAAAUCAUCAUUUCUGUUUUAGAUCAUAUUAUUUAUCAGAAAAGAAGGGAAGUACUAAACAGAUAUUGUUAAUCUUCUUUAUAUUUUUUAUCCAGUUUAAUUUCAAAGCUGUUCGUGAAUAAUAUUUUGUUGGCAUGAGUACAUCUGAAGAUUCUAAGAAUAUUUUAUAUAAUGUGAAAAUGUUACCAUGUAUAUGAAAAAUGAAAAAUAAAGCAAGGGAAGGCAUUCUA